Molecule: messenger RNA, 1093 nt
Organism: Tarenaya hassleriana
Lineage: Eukaryota; Viridiplantae; Streptophyta; Magnoliopsida; Brassicales; Cleomaceae
Product: PHD finger protein ALFIN-LIKE 7-like
Exons: 5
Coding region: 258-998 (246 amino acids)
Biological process (GO): regulation of DNA-templated transcription
Cellular component (GO): nucleus
Molecular function (GO): histone binding; transcription coregulator activity; transcription cis-regulatory region binding
Source: RefSeq, a predicted model, not a curated record
GUUAACCCCAAAUUUUAUCUUUUCAUCGUUUCCUUUUCCUUUCCAUAUCAAGUUUUCAGUUCUUGCUCCCCUAUAAAAAUCCCCACUGAGGUCCCAAAUUCACAAUCCAAGCGAGCGAUUUCUUCUUUGAAUCUCGAAACUUCGCUGCAUUAUUCUGGAAUUCGAUUCGGUGAAUCGCCGGAAUACCCACCACCAUCGGCGUCGUUAGGGUGAUUUAUUCUCCGGCGUGUGCGUUCUUGAAGUCGUGGCGAGAAAACAUGGAGGGAAUCCAUCACCCCAUAGCUCGUACUGUCGAAGAGGUCUUUAGCGACUUCAGGGGUCGACGGGCUGGGCUGCUCAAAGCUCUCACGACCGAUUUGGAGAAGUUCUGCACUGAAUGCGACCCUGAGAAGGAGAACUUGUGCCUGUAUGGAUUCCCUAAUGGGACAUGGAAGCUUAGCCUUCCUGCUGAGGAGGUUCCUCCCGAGCUUCCUGAGCCAUCUCUAGGCAUCAAUUUUGCGAGGGAUGGAAUGGCCGGACAGGAGUGGGUUUCUCUGGUUGCUGUCCACAGUGAUUCAUGGCUGCUCUCCGUUGCAUUUUACUUUGGCGCACGUUUUGGGUUUGGUAAGGAUGAGAGGAAGAGGCUCUUCCAGAUGAUAAAUGAUCUCCCGACCAUUUUCGAUAUUGUGAGUGGAAAGGUGAAGCAAUCUAAGGAUCGACCUGCUAACCACAAUGGCAACAAAAGCAAAUCCGGAAGCAAGUCUCGACAGUCGGAAUCCCAGAAAAGGGCUUCAAAGAUGGCUUCAUAUCCUAACGAAGAAGAUGGCAGAGAGGAGGAGGAGGGGGCGAUAUGCGGGGCAUGCGGGCACAACUAUGCAACGGAUGAGUUCUGGAUAUUCUGCGAAGCGUGUGAGAGAUGGUUCCAUGGCAAUUGCGUAAAGGUCACACCCUCCAUGGCUGAUCGCAUCGACCAUUACAACUGCCCCGCCUGCUCCUCCGACAAGCUCCCUCGAACUUGAAGUUUUUUAUUGCCAAGUGUAAUGCCUUGUCCGUCUUCAGCCGCUGAAAUAAACGAUUUUCAGAAAAGGUAGAAAAAUAAAAUUUUUGUUGAAUA